This is a messenger RNA of Macadamia integrifolia, 1991 nucleotides long. Its product is annotated as 5'-nucleotidase SurE-like. Bases 328 to 1488 code for a protein of 386 amino acids. The record is from RefSeq and is a predicted model, not a curated record. The transcript has 10 exons. Gene Ontology annotation, molecular function: nucleotidase activity. Lineage: Eukaryota; Viridiplantae; Streptophyta; Magnoliopsida; Proteales; Proteaceae.
GCAACCCUCUCUCUCUCUCUCUCUCUCUCUUCGCGUGUUUUCUGAAAAUCGCCAUUAGACUCGGUCUCAUCGCUCUCUCUCUUCUGGAGGGGACCUUUUUCUAUCAAAGCGCUUUAUUACCCUCUUUGCCCGGACUGUAUUUCCAUUCUUUGUUUAGGGUUUUUCCCUUUCCUUGAAUUAAGGUUUGAGACACUAACCCUCCAAAACCCGUCAUCUCAUCUUCAUUACUCUCUCUCUCUCUCUCUCUCUCUCUCGCUCUUAAUCUCUCUGUGACAGAGAAGAACAUCAUUUCUCUUCGUUGGAUUUGGACGUUGGAUCCUUAACUUGAUGACGACUUCUGUGAGGAACAACUUCUUACCCCCUUCACUGGUUUCUAAUCUUCGAGAGGUUCUAAUUAAUAGAAAGGGCGACGAAGAAGAACCCUCCAAGAAGCCUGAUGAAUCAACCGAAGCUCCUUCUUCUUUUUCUUCAUCUUUGGAUGCCGUUGAUGCCACGGAUUGCUCUAAACCCAUUGUUCUGGUGACCAAUGGGGAUGGAAUUGAAGCCCCCGGUCUUCUCUUCCUUGUCGAAGCUCUUGUCCGAGAAGGCCAAUGUAGUGUUCACGUCUGCGCUCCUCAAUCGGAUAAAUCCGUUUCGGGUCACUCGGUCACGCUUCGUGAGACGCUUGCUGUAAGUUCGGCUGAAAUUGGCGGGGCCACAGCAUAUGAAGUUUCUGGAACUCCUGUGGAUUGUGUCUCUUUAUCUCUGUCGGGUGCAUUGUUUUCUUGGUCAAAGCCAGCGCUGGUCAUCAGUGGAAUUAACAGGGGUUCAAGUUGUGGUCAUCAAAUCUUCUACUCAGGUGCUGUUUCCGGUGCAAGGGAAGCUUUGAUCUGUGGUAUACCAUCUCUCUCGAUAUCAUUGAACUGGAAGAAAGAUGAAAGCCAUGAAAGUGAUUUCAAAGAUGCAGUUGAUGUGUGCUUACCAUUGAUAAAUGCAGCCAUAAGAGAUAUUGAGAAAGGACUAUUCCCCAAAAGUCGCUUACUGAAUAUAGAGAUUCCCACUUCUCCCUUGACAAACAAGGGCUUCAAAGUCACCAAACAGAGUCUAUGGAGGUCCACUCCAAGUUGGCUAGCUGUCUCAGCAAACAGACAUCCAUCUGCUGGGCAUUUCAUGUCCAAUCAACAGAGUCUUGGCAUCCAGCUUGCUCAGCUCAGCCGAGAUGCGUCUGCAGCUGGUGCAGCACGCCGCAUGAGCACACAAAGAAAGAAUGUGGAAGUUGAAUCAGUUGGCGUUGCUGGAAAAUCGGAUUCCCAACGAGUGAAGAAGUAUUUCCGUCUAGAGUUUUUGGAGAAAGAGCAAGAAGAAGAAAUGGAUGACGAUCUUGAUUUCCGAGCACUUGAAAAUGGCUUUGUUGCAAUUACUCCUCUAUCUUUAUCAUCAAAUGUUGCACCAGAUACUCAGUCAUCUGCUUGUGAAUGGAUUGCUGCCAUUGUUGCCGGAGACCAAUAAGGUUUCUUGGAUUGACAUGGUUGGUAAUUCGGUGUACAUUUGGAAGUGGGGUUAUUUUUUUCCUUUUAAGUUAUCAAUUUAGUGUUCAAAUUUAUUCUGAUUUCUGCUGUCCCUCCCUUUGCCUCCCUCCCCAUCUGUUCGUUCAUCUUGCAUGCGUUUGAAGCUUGUACUUCUUCUUGUACUUCUUCGCUGUUUACUUACAUGUUGGGUAUGAUGUAAAAUCUCCUGUUGGUGGUCAUCUUUGUCUUUUUUUCCUGAUACUGACAAUUGUGUGGUUCAGUAUGAAACAAUUGUGGUGUUCCUGUUUUAGUUCUGAUGAGGUGAGUUGGUUUGUUUGUAGCUUUUGAUGAAUACUGUAACAGGGUCUACAUUUUUUCUUCCACCAUCCCCUCCCCCAAUACUGGGUUUUGCCUCAAUAGGGGUUUUUUUUUAUUGACAUUUAUGUUGUAUUUUAUUUUGUUUUUUACUGGAAAGCAAGAAGGAAAUAUUUUAUUUGUACUUAA